ACAAUGCACGCCUAGAUAUUGUUUACGGUUAUAUUGUUAAUUAGAAAUCAGUGUUAGAAAUGCAAACUAAAGGACCUUUUGUAAAUGUUUAUUUAACAGUCGCUGUUAGCGAAUUAGCUAAAACCGUAUAGAUCCGGUCAUAUAAUAUUUGUUAUGAUAAGAUUUGAGCUGCAAAUGAGGACUCUCAUAAAUCGCGAUAGGUUAUACAGGUAACCGACGUUCUCGAGCUUAAUCAGCUGUAAAACUGCCCAAAUAAUAUUCGAUUGAAAGCCAAAGAAUUUCAAGACAGAAAAAUGUCCCUUCGCAUCAGAUUAGCUCGUAGUCGACCCAUCAGACUACUUGGCGGUAUAGCUAAGAAGUGUUGGGCAUUUUCUGGAGCUUAUGUACUGGCCUGUUUCCUCCUCUAUUGGCUUUACGGUGGAAUCUUUGCAUUUUUUCUUCUGUGCUUUGCUAUCACAGGUAUCUUGUAUCACACGGAGGACAAACUUCUCUAUCAUCCCGAAUUACCUCCACAUUCACGAGUCUACGUUCCUGCUCCGUCCAUGUUUAGCUUGCCUUACCAAAGUGUGUAUACCAGAUCGGGAGAUGGGACAAUGUUGCACAUGUUUUUUAUAUCGCAGACAGAAGAAAAGGCCAAGAAGGUGCCUACGCUUUUAUUUUUUCACGGAAACGCCGGCAACAUGGGACACAGACUUCAGAAUGUCGCAAGGUUAUACCGUAAAUUGGGAUGUAAUAUACUUAUGUUAGAGUAUAGAGGAUACGGAUUAUCUCAAGGCUCUCCAUCCGAAGAAGGCCUUUACAUGGACGCCAGAGCCGGACUAGAUUAUUUGUCCACUCGAACUGACAUCAAUAACGAUGAAAUUAUAGUUUUUGGAAGAUCUUUGGGCGGUGGCGUGGCUAUUGAUUUGGCGAUGAGGCCAGAUUAUGCAAAAAAAAUUUGGUGCCUCAUUUUAGAAAAUACUUUUACCAGUAUACCGGACAUGGCAUCACUGCUCAUUGGCUCUAAGAUCCUUCAGUACCUUCCCUUAUUUAUCUAUAAAAAUAAGGUACGUGUACAAAUAUUAAUUGUAAUGCUCAAUGGAGAUACAAAAUAUCUGCUCCCUUUCAAUGACAUAUUUCUUAUUUCUUCUCUAGUAUAUGUCACUACAAAAAAUUGGCUCUGUCACGGUACCUACGUUAUUUAUCUCCGGCCUAGCGGACACUCUGGUACCGCCUUAAUAAUAAUAAUAAUAAUAAUAAUAAUAAUAUUACUACUACUACGUAAUUGCGCAGCGUAACUGUCGUCAAGUCCACAGAUCAGGUUUGCGAAUUUUUUUAACGUCCUAAAUAUAUUUUGUGUAGAUAUGUAAUAUCAAAAGUAUUGUAGUUAAAAUAAAAUGUCGUAAGGCACAUUGUCAUGAUGCUAUGAACGCAAGUUACGUAUCCUUUUCACGCAAGUAUAUGUAUACUUAGAAAUAAUUUUAAUUUUAGAACAGUAAUAAUACGCAGAUUUGGUUGACCCUCCUGUUUGUUUUCGGACUUUGCCAAAUUCGAUUCUUAUUAAUCGAUUACUUAAUAUGACGAUACAAUGAUUUUAUCUCACCAACAACAAUAAAUAAAUUCAUACCGAUGUUUUUACUCGAAAAAUUUUUAAGCAAUUGCUAUACAAGUUGUUAAAUAUCUUUGACCAUUUCUUUUCUAAUUACCUAUAAUGCGUGUCUCGAUUUUGUACACAUGUGAUCUGAAAACGAAUAUAAGUAUGUUGUAAAUAAAAAUGUUAAAUUGUAAUAAAUACAGUGUAUACAGAUUGAAUGUAUUUAACGUUAUUGUAUAAUACGGUCGAUUUUGAAAAAUAUCAUCUCAUUUUGAAUUUA
Messenger RNA from Neodiprion fabricii, 1853 nucleotides. It is a transcript of the gene Bem46, whose product is annotated as protein ABHD13. Gene Ontology annotation, molecular function: palmitoyl-(protein) hydrolase activity. The coding region runs from base 294 to 1277 and encodes 327 amino acids. NCBI's taxonomy places the organism in Eukaryota, Metazoa, Arthropoda, Insecta, Hymenoptera, Diprionidae. The record is from RefSeq and is a predicted model, not a curated record. The transcript is spliced from 5 exons. Gene Ontology annotation, cellular component: membrane.